UGGGCGCCUGUACGCACUCCAAGCAAGGGGGGAGGAAGUUGCACAAGCCGAGAGAAAGGAUGAAGGCAUGAGUCCUCGGCCGGAGUCUCUCCGAGAUUUACCGAGAAAGAACGUGUCUCGGGAAAGGUUCGCAGGCUUCUCCACACAUCUGCGAUCUCUCACCGUGGGUCCCUCCCUAGGGGCGGUGAGGUCCCCUACCUUCCCUGGGAGUGGUACGGUCCGAGAGUGCGCCAGGCAAAGCCUUCCGGCCGGGAGAGGCGGCGCUGUGCGUGCGGGCCGGCCCGGAGAGCGCGGCGGGAUGGCGCUGCCGGGUGGAAAUAAGGAUAAUAUCAGAGCUGGAUGCAAGAAGUGUGGCUACCCUGGUCACCUGACAUUUGAAUGUCGAAACUUCCUCCGAGUAGAUCCACAGAGAGAUAUUGUUUUAGAUGUCAGCAGCACUAGCAGUGAAGACAGCGAGGAAGAGGAGCUGCAGAGAUUACAAGCCAUGCGUGAAAAAAAGAAUUUAAAUGAAGAGGAAGAAAAAAAGAAACAAAAAAGAAAAAGCAAAGAGAAAACAAAAAGACAGAGGAAAAGAUCUUCAUCAAGUUCAGCAGAAGAGGAUGAGCCAAAGUCAAAAAAACAAAAAUCGCACAAAAAAGAAAAGGAAAAGGGGAAAAAGCAUACAUCUAAGAAAGGAAAGCAUCAUAAAAAGGAGAAAAAGAAGAGACGAAAGGAAAAAAGUUCAUCUUCUAACAGUUCGGACAGUUCAAGUAGUGACUGACAUGCGGGUCUAUUUUUGUAUUUGCUUCUGCAGAGAAGAUGAUUUUCCUUUCAUAGCAAGUUUAUUUAUGCUUUGCAAUGCUGUUUUAAAAUGGAAUUUUUUUUUUUUUUGAGAAAUCUAUUUGCAUACAUCAGUGCUUCAAAUUACUAGAUGGACCAUCUAUGAAAAAUAUCUUGCUUUUCCAUUUCAGGUUUAUUAGUACUAAACCAUGCAACUAGUUCUUCACUCUUAGUUUUGGUUCAGUCGUGAUUGUGUUUGUAAUUCUUUACAAUAGGAUGUGAUAUAUUUCAGUUUGCAAGCCUUUGUGUAGAAAGAUAUGGACUUAAUUAUGCUUAAUGUCAGAAUGGCUACAUCACAUUUGGAAAUUCAAGUGAGAUUUUCUAUUGCCCUUUAAAUAAAUGUAUGUUUUACACA
This is a messenger RNA of Prinia subflava (tawny-flanked prinia), 1174 nucleotides long. RefSeq names its product SREK1 interacting protein 1 (gene SREK1IP1). Gene Ontology annotation, molecular function: nucleic acid binding; zinc ion binding. Bases 68 to 760 code for a protein of 230 amino acids. The transcript has 5 exons. Lineage: Eukaryota; Metazoa; Chordata; Aves; Passeriformes; Cisticolidae. The record is from RefSeq and is a predicted model, not a curated record.